Ricinus communis (castor bean) is the source of this 1410-nucleotide messenger RNA. RefSeq names its product calcium sensing receptor, chloroplastic. Lineage: Eukaryota; Viridiplantae; Streptophyta; Magnoliopsida; Malpighiales; Euphorbiaceae. The transcript is spliced from 6 exons. The coding region runs from base 99 to 1301 and encodes 400 amino acids. The record is from RefSeq and is a predicted model, not a curated record. Gene Ontology annotation, biological process: cellular response to calcium ion; regulation of stomatal closure; de-etiolation.
CCAAUCGACCAGACAUUCAACUGCCAACAAAAAAAUAAUAAUUUGCCUGAAUCACACACACUCUCUGCCUUCCACUCUCUUUUCCUCUCUCGCCAAAUAUGGCACUGGCUGCUGAGAAGAUGGCCUUAAGAUCGUCUACUGCUUCUUCUUCUUCUUCUGCCACUGCAAAACUCUCUCUUCCAUCUUCUCCUUCAACAUCUAAUUCACCAUCCAAACCUUCUUUCUUUAAACCUCAGUUGAGACCCAUCUCUGUUUCUUUACCAACAUCAACUACCAUCUCUCUUUUGGCUGUUUUCACUCCUCCCUUUGAAGCGAAAGCCCUUCCCAAAGAUCAGAUUGUCUCCUCUCUCACUGAAGUGGAGAAGACAAUUGAUCAAGUUCAGGAAGUUGGUUCAGGUAUCUUGGACACUGCUCAACGUGUUUUUGGAAUUGUUAGUGACGCUUUGAAGCCUGGAAUUGAUGCGGCAUUGCCAAUUGUAAAGCAAGCUGGAGAUGAAGCAUUGAAGAUUGCUUCUCCUGCAAUUUCAGAGGCCACAAAGAAAGCACAAGAAGCAAUUCAAAGUACUGGCAUUGACACAGAUUCAGUUGUUACUGCGUCUAAGACCGCAACUGAUGCUGUGCAACAGACCACAAAGGUUAUUGAAGGCGUGAAACCUGUAGCUUCUUCAACUGUUGAAACAAUUUUGUCAGCAGAACCUGUCGUGCUUGUAGGAACUGCUGGAGCAGUUUUUCUUGGAUACCUCCUCUUGCCUCCUGUAUGGUCCGUCAUAUCCUUUAGCUUCCGUGGCUACAAAGGUGAACUCACCCCUGCUCAAACCCUGGAUCUUAUAUCUACCACAAAUUAUAUUAUGAUUGACAUACGCUCAGAAAAGGACAAGGACAAGACUGGUAUCCCCCGCGUUCCCUCCAGUGCUAAGAACAAGCUGAUUGCUAUUCCUAUGGCGGAACUACCAAAAAAAUUGAGAGGCCUGGUCAGAAAUGCGAAGAAAGUAGAAGCUGAAAUAACAGCUUUGAAGAUUUCUUAUCUCAAGAAAAUAAACAAAGGCUCUAACAUUGUUAUCAUGGACUCGUACUCGGAUGCUGCAAAAAUAGUUGCCAGAGCACUAACAAGUUUUGGCUUCAAGAAUUGCUGGAUAGUAGCAGAUGGAUUUUCUGGAAGCAGAGGAUGGUCACAGAGUCGCCUAGGAACAGAUUCAUAUAAUCUAUCUUUUGUUGAGGUUAUCUCACCAUCCCGAAUAAUUCCUGCAGCAGCUAGGCGUUUCGGAACAACCGGCACAAAGUUGCUUCCUGGCUCAGACUAAAACUUUUGGAAAUGUUUUGACUCUGCACUCUUUGUUUAGAGUAGUCCUCUACAAGUGUAUUUCUUGUAAUUCUUUUACCAAUGCCAAUAAAUUAAUUUCCCUUCCCUUA